This is a messenger RNA of Entelurus aequoreus (snake pipefish), 4359 nucleotides long. RefSeq lists its product as uncharacterized. The record is from RefSeq and is a predicted model, not a curated record. The coding region runs from base 66 to 4166 and encodes 1366 amino acids. NCBI's taxonomy places the organism in Eukaryota, Metazoa, Chordata, Actinopteri, Syngnathiformes, Syngnathidae. The transcript is spliced from 26 exons. Gene Ontology annotation, biological process: proteolysis; collagen catabolic process; extracellular matrix organization. Gene Ontology annotation, cellular component: nucleus; extracellular matrix. Gene Ontology annotation, molecular function: metalloendopeptidase activity; zinc ion binding.
UUGACUGGAACACAGAGUGUGUGCUCUGGGGGUCUUGUUUAGAUAGUUUCGAACCUUCUAACAACAUGCAGAGCUCUGCUUUGUGGACGCUGCUGCUCGCUGGGGUUUUGGCGACGAUUCACGCUGCACCCACCGUCGCCCCAACGACCUCAGCAGACGACCAAGAUGUUGCAGAGGGGUAUCUGUCACAGUUUUAUGGCGAUGUGGGGACCAGGAACACCUCAAGGAGAAGUCUCAUCAGGAGCAACUUUAGCGAAGAUCUGGAAGCCAUGCAGUCUUUCUUUGGACUGGAGGUAACGGGGGUCUUGAAUAAAGAAACUGUGGAAGUCAUGAAGGCGCCUAGAUGUGGCGUGUCGGACAUCAGCCGCUACGGACACUUUGCUGGGAAACCCAAGUGGAACAAGAGGCUUAUCACCUACAGGAUCACUCAGUACACUCCAGAUCUAAGCCAGAGACAAGUGGACGAGACCAUCGCCCAAGCCUUCCAGCUCUACAGCGACAUCAUCCCACUGGACUUCAAGCAGAUCUCCAGCAGCACUGCAGACAUCAUGAUUCUCUUCAAGGGGGGAUAUCACGGGGACUUCUAUCCUUUUGACGGAAAUGGGGGAGUCCUAGCUCACGCCAACUCUCCAGGACGGCAGCAGGGAGGGGACACCCACUUUGACGACGAUGAGAAAUGGAGUCUAACCCAAAGAGGUGUUAAUCUGCUGCUGGUGGCGGCCCACGAAUUUGGCCAUGCUUUGGGUCUGGACCAUUCCAGGGACAGACGUGCGCUGAUGUUCCCUACUUAUCAGUUUGUCAACACAAACGGCUACAAGCUGCCAGACGAUGACAGGCAAGGAGUUCAAGCCCUCUAUGGUAGCCGUACAACAGAUCCAACAAAAGCCCCAAAACCAAACCCACCUCCCGAACCCGAGCCAGAGGAACCAACAGAAGACCCAACAGACCCUCUUCCAAACCCUCGUGACGAACAGUGCAGCAGGGAUCUGGUGUUUGACGCUGCCACGUCCAUCAGGGGAGACUUGUUCUUCUUCAAAAACGGAUACUACUGGAGGAAGAGUACCAUGUUAAAUGGGAUACGUUUUACGAAAGUGAGCACAAAAUGGUCAAGAAUCAACACAGUUGACGCUGCGUAUGAGGUACCAAACAAGGAUGUGGUUCAUCUCUUUGAAGGUAAUCAGUACUGGGGCAUUAGGGCCUUUGCAAAGACUUUAAUAGCAGGUUAUCCGAAGCCUCUCACCAACCUGGGCUUGCCGUCUUCUGUCAGCAAGGUGGACGCAGCAGUCUACGUGAGAACUACUGGGAAAACAUUGAUUUUUGCAAACAGGCAAUAUUGGAGCUAUGAUGAAGCCAGGAACCAAAUGGAUCCCGGAUAUCCACGAUCAAUUGCUCGAGACUUUCAUCGCGUGGGCUCCAAAGUGGAUGCGGUUUUCGAGAAUUACGGGUACCUUUAUUUCUCAGUCGGCCCAAAACAGAUGGAAUACUACCUGCCCUUCAGGAGAGUGACGCGGGUGCUGCUCAACUACGGCUGGCUUGAUUCGAUUAUAAAGUCAAGAGGACCAAAGACUGCAGCAGGAAGCCAACAACCAGCAAUCAGGGCAUUCAUGGAUGAUCUUACCGUGAUAACACCAACUCACGUGCAGGCAAGAUGGGUCCUGGCGGAACUGGAUCGUAUGGCUACUUGGGCAAAGAUGAUCUUCAAGCCCAAGAAAUCAAGGUGUCUGGUGAUCCAAAAGGGAAAAACAACGGGAAAGUUCAAGCUGCUUGUUCAGGGGGAAACAAUCCCCAACAUCCAGGGGAACCCUAUUAAAUGCCUUGGAAAGUGGUAUGAUGACUCCAUGACAGAUAAAAACAGCAUCUUCAGCACCGAAAAUCAAGUUGAAGAAUGGUUGAAAAAGAUUGACAAGUCUGGUCUGCCUGGGAAAUACAAGUGCUGGAUCUACCAGCAUGGCCUACUCCAAAGACUUAUGUGGCUUCUCACCGUGUACGAAGUGGCCAUAACUACAGUUGAAGGGUUGGAGAGGAAGUUCAACAAGCAUCUUCGUAAAUGGUUGGGAAUACCCCCAAGCUUUACAUCUACGGGGCUCUACAUAAGGUCGGGUCAGCUCCAGCUCCCCCUGUCUUCAGUUGUGGAGGAGUUUAAAGUCGCAAAAUGCAGACUUUCCCUGACGUAUAGGGACUCCCAAGAUCAACUCAUCAGGGAAGCUGGAAUAAUAACAAGAUCUGGCAGGAAGUGGGCUGCCAGCGCUGCUGUUACCCAGGCAGAAUCAUCUCUCAGGACCAAAGAUACCAUCGGAAGCCCUUGCACUGGAAGACAGGGUCUAGGAACAUCACAUUUCCAGCAGUGGUCCAAGUCCACUCCCAGGGAAAAGAGGACCAUGAUCCAGGAUGAAAGGGUCAUAGACCAGUUGUCCAAGGCCAAGCAAAACUUCCUGCAGUUGGCCCAGGGUUGGGAGAUGGAGGUCGACCUGGGGAGGAAGCUCCUCUUCCCAGAGGCGGUACUGUCCACCACUCUAAGACCAGACAUAGUUAUGUGGUCCCCAGAGGGAAAUAACAUCAUCCUGGUGGAACUUACUGUCCCUUGGGAGGAGGGAUGGUCAUCCCAGUCCCCAAUGGAGUCACUCAACACGUUUGAAUCUGAGAUGGAAGCUGAUGGACAGGGAAACUAUUCUCUAUUUCCAGCUCUCGACAUUGCUGGUCUGUCUGGGACUGCUGAUAGCCUGGAGAGUGAAGCUUCCGGUGAAAUUGCAGAGAAGCCAAACCUUACCUGGCUUGAUGCUGCUCAGAUUGUUUUGGAAGAAGCAGGACAUCCUAUGCACAUCAAGGAGAUCAAGCAGAGGAUCAUUGACAGGGGACUUGUUCAAUCCAAUGCAAAGUCCAGUCUGGAAGCCGUCAUGUAUCGUGAGUCCAAUGACGAGCAUCAGCAGGCACUUCAGGCCUUUUCUGCCAAGGCCUUCCUUGGCCCCGCGCAGCAGAACCCCGCUUCAGGACAAAGCGGCGGUUCCACCACCACCACCGCCACCCCCUUCCCAGCCUCUGAGAACAAGGCCAGGAUGAAGAAAGGAGCGCGGAAAAAGCUGAACGAAAAGUACCGGCUGAAGUACCUUCGUCUGCGCAAGGCAGCGCGUGCCAUGAUAUUUGAAAAUGCAGCCUUGCAUGAUGAAGUUGCCCACAUAGAAGAGAAGUUUGUUAGAGCCAAAGAAGAGCGACAAUUUUUGCUGUUGCACUACCAGUCUCUGUCAGAUGGGGACUUCCUGCCCACACCCAGCUCAAGCACCCAUCCUGCUGUGCCCACUCCCCCAGUUAGUUCAGGUGCCGGUGGGGCUCCUGGCCUGUGCGGAACUCAUAACCUCAUGUCGGCGCUGUCAACCGGCGAAGAAGGAUUUCUUAAAAAGCCCAAGAAAGAACGAAAAGAGCGAGUCCGAGAGAAUGGAAAAGAGGAGUUUCCUAGGAAAAUGACCAAAAAGAGAAAACUAGCGGAUGGCUCCAGGAAGUUAGUCCAACCUAUUGCGCUGGACUCCUGUGGUCGCCCCGUCUUCCCUAUCGUGCUUGGAGGCUUAACGGUCUACAGUUUGGGCGAGAUCAUCACGGACAGAAUGCUGUUCCAUGACGAAUGCGCCAUCUACCCAGUGGGCUUCUGCAGCACGCGAGUCUUCGCCAGCAUGAAAAACCCUGAGCAGCAGUGCCUAUACACCUGCCAAAUCAAAGACGGGAGAAGCGGACCGCAGUUUGAAAUUGUGCCAGAAGACGACCCACAGAAUGCCAUCGUUGCCUCAUCUGCCCUGACAUGCCACUCCAACCUGCUCAAGGCCAUCGCUUCAGUCAGUUCCAAGUCUGUUGCUCCAAUUGUUCCUUCUGGAGCGGACUUCUUCGGCUUCUCUCAUCCCACCAUCCAGAACCUCAUCCAGAGUUGUCCUGGAGCACGCAAAUGCAACAACUACCGAUGGAUUCGUUUCGAGGUGUGUCGCCCGGGCGACGGCCAGGUUCCACACACACUAUCGGAGGACGACCCCUCCGUCAAUUUUGAGGCAUAUCAGAGACACCGGUGCUUUAGUUUUGAGAAAGCGGAGCAAAUUACAGCACAGAUAUUGCAGUGUUCUAGCUCCUCCCACCUGGCCCCGGCCUCUUUGAAGCUGUCUUCCUCCUCAUAUUUCAGCUCUUCUUAAGGUUAUAACCUCUUUCAAAACGACUUCAAAUGCUCAAAAUAACAAUACAAUUUUAAGUUUUGUGGGUCUAAAUACCUCCACAUUGUUUACAUAUAAUUAAUUGAAACAUUCUCUUUUUUGUGUAUUUGUGCAUAUAUUGUGUAGAUGUUUGUGUUGUAAAAGCUUUUUAAAAAUAAAUUAAAAUAUAAAAGCA